Molecule: messenger RNA, 552 nt
Organism: Trichosurus vulpecula (common brushtail)
Lineage: Eukaryota; Metazoa; Chordata; Mammalia; Diprotodontia; Phalangeridae
Gene: ZBTB32
Product: zinc finger and BTB domain containing 32
Source: RefSeq, a predicted model, not a curated record
AUGAGGGAAGUGGUGAGAAGCCGGGCAAGGACACAGGUGGACUGCAUUCAUGACUUCCUCAAUAGCCUGACUGACAGAAAUGGGAAUUCGGGAAGCUGUGCAAAAUAUAUUGGGGCUAAAGGUUUCUGGAAAAAGGCCAUGGAUGGCCUCCUCGACACACAAAGACUUUCUAUGCUGGUGACUCAGCAGAUAGAGCAAAAGAAGUUCUCCCUCAAGCAUCAGAGGGAGACCCACUAAAGAGUCCACACAGGGGAGAGGCCCCUCUCUUGUGGCCUCUGCCCCCAGCAUUCCUGGGACUUCUCUGCCAUGACCAAGCACCAAAGGAUGCAAGGCACAGCCCCUUACUUCUGCCCUCUAUGCCAGGCUGGGUGCCCCAGCUUGGCCACUGUGCAAGCCCACAUUCAGAGCCAUCCACCAGGACAACUGCCACCUGGAUAGACCAUCCAAUCCACUUUCCUCAAUUCUUCCUCCAAAGCUCCCUCAUCUCAUUGUCCCGAUAUCACCACCACCUCCUGUUCCUCCUCUUCUCCAUCUCCUUCUCUAGCCGUCUGA